GCGCAACACCUAUGACAAUACAUUACACACUAUAAUUGUACGAUUGAAUGGCAGACGAGAUGUUAACUGUUAUAUUUGCUUAUUAUUUCGUAGUUUUUUUCUAUUUAUAGCAUCAUAAUUUGGCGGGUGCAAUAGCGGAACCUUUUCUGCGCGGUAUCGGUUUCUUGCUGUUGCAUUUAACCGACCCCACUCUAGUUUGUGGAUGAUGUUGGCAGCUGGUAAAUAUGAAGAAAAAAACAACAGAGAAAAAGGGCCAUGUAGUUGCAUGGAUCAACAAAGCAGAAUGGGACCAGGUGCUCGAGUAUCUGUACUCAAAGGAUUGUGCUUUACAAAAGUAUGCAUUACACCGAAUAUCGGCGUGGAAGGGCAGAUUUGCCCACAACACUCCCAUCGCUGUAGAAAGCACAGCAGACCUGGUCAGAUGUCAAAUACUUGACAGAUCAGGAAAACUUGACGCUGACGACCUGGUCUUGCUUUAUGGAACAGCACUCAUGAGGUUUGUCAACUUAAUUACAGAGCGUCAGCAGGGGAAAAUCGCUCGUCCCCUCAGAAGGCUAGCCAGCAAUUUGAAGAUCCCUGAGUGGAUUGUAAACCUCAGACAUGACAUUACCCACCGCAAGCUCCCUACCUUGAAAUGGUGUCGCAAAGGUUGUAAGUUUGUGCUGGAGUGGCUUCAGCAGGAGUACUGGUCCAGGCAGCUGGGCAGUGGGCUGGCUGAGAACUGGGAGUCCCAGUCUGAGGGGGAGGAUGGAGAAGAUGAGCUUCAGAGGCAGGAGGAUGAGCUCAUCACCAGACAAAAAGAAAUUGAAUCCUACAAGAAGGCACGAGAGUUAUUGAUAUCUUUUGAAAAAGAGCAGUUUCAGAUGUUUGAAGGAUUUCUAGAGGAGGACAAACUGUCGAGCUUGUGGCCAGAACCCUCUGCAGACAUGAGCUGGAUCCUUGCCCAGAUCAAGCACUUUGCAUUAGAGUCUAGUGAAAUACUAAUAGAUGCAUUGAUUGAGGAUGGAUUCAUGGUUCCAACCAUUGAACAACUGGUGUCACUUAGUGUCGACAACUCAGACCCCACUGCUCCCCACCUUCCUCGAGUUGUCCUGCGUUUCUGGCUGCCCCUCCUGAAGGAUCUCAACUCUCAGCUCUUCAUUCAUCUCCUCCUGGAGAAACUGUUUGUGGAGCUGCAGCAGCUCCCUGAAGACAACCAGAAACACAGAUCCUUCUACAUCGCUGGGUGGAUUUCUGAGGUCAUCCUCUGCAACUCCAACAAGAAUGAAUACCAUUAUGAAUCGAAAAUCCAGAGGAAAGCCAGACUGAAGGACAAGAUCUUUAUGAAACGCAUCCAGCUGAGGUGGCAGCAACUCCUUGCAGCAUGUCUGAAUGCUCCCUGCGUGGCCACGCCUCACCUGCUCCAGCAGAUCCUGGAGGACAUGGAACAUCUGAUGCCCUUGGACACCCGACAGAAGCUACUCAGACUGAGCAGUAUCUACACUCAGGGGGCAGACUCUGGGUGUGACCCUCCCAUGGAGCAUUCAGGCCAGCCUAGCGGUAUCUACACCCUGGAGAGCCUGCAUGAGAGGCUGCGGGUGCAGUCCAAACACCAGGUCUACAUGAUGCACCCAGGAAUCGUGUCUGACUCACGCAAGGCCCUGCCAGAGAGGACCGAGGACUUCCAAGAGCACCUGAGCCCAGAUGUCCUGGCCGAGAGGGCCGCGGAACUCAGGGGUUCUCCCUGGCAAGUUUGCACAGACAAAGUCCAGUGGAAGAACUAUCCUCUUGGGAAAGUUCCAGGCCAGUCAGAGGACCCUUCCUGCCUAAUGGUAGAUAACUUCUCUACCAUUAUGGUGUUUGACCAGCAGGUGGAAAUGGAGAAUGCCACUCAGCACAAUGCGCAUGCAGGGGUCUCAAUGCCACACAGAGUCACCACGGAUGGGCUUCUCUGGACACACAAUGACAUCAGCAAAUUGAAAGCUGGCCUGCAACUGUUUUAAACAAAUAUGCCAAUACUGUAAAAUAAAGGCCUUCACUGUCAUUGAUCUUCAUCUGCAAACGCAUUGCAUUGUUUCUACUCUGACAUGCCAAAAGCAUUUAUUUUAUUUUUUUCCAGCAAAGGCACGUGGCAAAUAAAAGUACUUAGAGUACCCAAGACAUUG
Oncorhynchus kisutch (coho salmon) is the source of this 2144-nucleotide messenger RNA. RefSeq names its product LAS1 like ribosome biogenesis factor (gene las1l). The transcript is spliced from 14 exons. Lineage: Eukaryota; Metazoa; Chordata; Actinopteri; Salmoniformes; Salmonidae. Gene Ontology annotation, cellular component: Las1 complex; preribosome, large subunit precursor. Gene Ontology annotation, biological process: maturation of LSU-rRNA; maturation of 5.8S rRNA. The coding region runs from base 225 to 1982 and encodes 585 amino acids. Gene Ontology annotation, molecular function: endonuclease activity. The record is from RefSeq and is a predicted model, not a curated record.